GUAAGUAGGAAGGCCUCAGGAGGUGACCUGUUAGAAAGGGGACCUUGAGGCUGAGCUAGGGUGUUAGGUCUGGCACAGGCUGCCCAGGUCCUCUUCCUCCCACUCCCAGGCCCGUCCCAGCGCACUGGGACCUAGCAGAGUCCAAGCUUCUCGGGUUACCAGCCUCCUCCCUGCCCACCUGUCCUCAGGCCAACCUGGCCGGGGCAAAUGUUUGUGUUUCAGCACCACCCCUUCUCCCCCAACCUUGGUAGCAUCCAUCAGGUCAGGGGAAUCUGCCAAGCUCCUCACUGCAGAGCUCGGCAGGGAGGAGGCUGCAAGGAGGGCAGUCCUGCCGGGAUCAUGGCCCAUGACCAGGCCCCGGAGCUUCUGCACUGGCCCAAAGGCUCGAAGGGUGAAGAGAUAAAGAAGUGCAGCCGAGAAGGGACAUCACUGAGUAAAUACAACCAGCAAUACCACAAGCUGUUUAAGGACAUCCCCUUGGAGGAGGUGGUUCUCAAAGUGUGCUCCUGUGCCCUCCAGAGGGACCUCCUUCUCCAGGGCCGGCUCUACAUCUCCCCCAACUGGCUCUGCUUCCAUGCCAGCCUUUUUGGCAAGGAUAUCAAGGUGGUCAUUCCCGUGGUGUCUGUGCAAAUGAUCAAAAAACACAAGAUGGCACGGCUCCUUCCUAAUGGUCUGGCCAUCACCACCAACACCAGCCAGAAGUAUGUCUUUGUGUCACUGCUGUCCCGGGACAGUGUAUAUGACAUGCUGAGGAGGGUCUGCAAGCACCUACAGCCUUCCAGCAAGAAGAGUCUGAGUGUAAGAGAAUUUCCAGAGGAACCUAAGUGCCAGUCUCUGGAAGUCCUCAUCCCCGAGAUGAAAUGGAGAAAAGUAUGCCCUGCAUCUGGGUCUCUGUCCCUCCCAGCCAACAUCCCUUGUGUCCCUCGGGCAUCCAUGGACUCCUCGGACAGCUUCUUUCCCUCCAGGAAGCCUCCAGGGUCUGAGAAGGCUGUCUGUGAGGAGGAGAAGCUGGAGGAAGAGCCCAGGAGUGAAGGGGAACUGAGGCUCUGGGAUUACCUGCUCCUCAAGAUCAUCUUUGUGCUGAUCUGCUUCUUGGUCAUGUCCUCAUCCUAUCUGGCAUUCCGCAUCUCCCGGCUGGAACAGCAGUUAUGCUCCCUGAAUUGGGAUGGCCCAGUCCCUGGGCACAGGAUCGGAGACAAGGCUCUCUUCCGCCUGAGAAAAGGCCAGGCCCUUGCUGCAGCCUCAUCCCAUUGGUGCUGACUUCUCUACAGACAUCAGACCCUCCAGUGGCUAAGAGCAGAAGCACUUUGGGAGGACGCAGCUAGGACCCCAGCAAAGCAGACUGUGGCAUAUUGACGUCUUAUCCUAUUGGCAGCCUUCUAAAUUGGGCCAGAGUGGGCAAAGUGUUACUCAUAAGCUGUUCAUUAACUUGCUAAAUGCAGAAAGGGUGGCUUAGGCACCACUUUGGGAAAAUGUACACCCACUGCUCCUGGAUUCACUGUAGCAUGAAGGUGUGUUAUCUGGUGUAGGAUUUCUGAUGGAAGUUUUUUCUCUAUUGUUAGUUCCAAAUACCAGGCUAGUCUUAAUGGUAUGCUCUCGCCAGUACAUGACUACAUUUAAAAGAUUUAUUAAGCACUUUGUAUGGGUUCCUGGAUGUACACGUAUAUAGAUACUAGAAUACUAUAAUUUUCUGAGCACUUAGCUGGGUACCAAGCCCCAAACAAGGUGCUUUUUAUACUCAUUUGACUCUCAAUACAACAAUACAGUUUUCACACUUUACACUGUGGAAACUGAAACUAAUAGGCCAGAAAUUCAAUACAGACCUCUUCAGGGAGUUUACUGAGGAGACAAAAUAGAGGGAAUAGCUAUAUAACUGUCUAGACAUGUGAGCCCAGGACAAAUACAAAAGGGAGUGCAACAGAUGGACUCACUGGCAGAGGGGUGUGCAGCAUGUGUGGGCUUCAAAGAAUGAGUAAGAUUUGGAUCAGAGCAAAGAUGUGGGGAUGAUCCUCACAAAAUGUGUGUUCGGAGGGUAACAUUGGUAAAAGGAUAGAAGAAGAGGUGCAGAUGAAAUCUUGGGAGAAGCAGAAUUCCUUCUGAGGAAUGGAUACAUAAGUGGGCAGAAUCCUUCAGGAUCUCAGUGCCAGGAAAGGAGGGAGACUUGGUAUUUCAGGCAAUGAGGAGCCACUGGAGCUAUCAAAGCUUAGGAGCAAUGGAUAAAUUUAAUUGUGUAGGAAUAUUGGUUUGGCAAUGGAGAACAAGGUAGAUUAAAAGUCCAGGGGAAUAGUCUAGAUCAUGGUUUCUCAACCUCAGGCACUACUGACAUUUUUGGCUGCAUAAGUCUUUGUUAUGGGGGUUGUCCUGUGUAUUGUAGGAUGUUUAGCCACAUCCUGGGCCUCUGCCCACCUGAUGCCAGUAGCACCCCCACCCUUGGUUGUGACAACCAAAAAUGUCUCCAGACAUUGCCAAAUGUCUCCCGGGGGUCAAAACUGCCCCUGAUUGAGAAUCACUGUUCUAGAUGGCAGGAGAUUAGGGCUUGGACCUCAGAAUAUUGGCAGGUACUUUCCUAAGCAACUGCAUCAGUCUAUCGACUUUUAGAACAGCUGACAAAAAGAAAAAUGGUUUCCUUGCCACAGGAAAUUCAUCAUGCCAAGGAGCUUAAUGGCCUAGAGAAAAAGGCUUCAGAAUUAGAUCAUUCUGCAUAUUAGAAAUCUCUAGAGGGUACUCCAAAGCUAUAGAUAAUGUGCUCUAGACUCAUUAGCAAGAAAGUGGCUGAUAUCAGGAUUUCUCUCUCUCCUCCCCACCCCCACCCAAGUCAAUAGUCCCCUUUGAGUAAGGAAUGUCCAAUUUGUCAGGCAGACAAGGUCCUGAUCUGUAAUUUUGCUGGGUUUACAUGUACCUUUCUAAAAUUUUGUUUUUGGCAAUUGGUAGAGUGGAUGGAUAGAGCCUGAUCUGCCAAUGAAGAGCUAUGAUUUACCAAGAUGUAUUUUUGUCUAAAGUGAAGUACAGCCUGCUUGCCAGCUACUUAUUUUUGUAAAUAGUUUUCUUGGAAUACAGCCAUGCCCAUUUGUUUAUGUAUGGUCUCUGGCUGCUCUGGAGCUCCAAAGGCAGAGUUGAGUACAUAGUUACAACAGUAAUCAUAUGACCUAUAAACCUAUAAUAUUUACUAUCUGGUCCUUUAAGCAAAAGUUUGCUGGCCCCUGAUCUGAAGGAAAUGCCUGUGUUGUACAAAAUUGUAGACUCGGAAGCUCAUUCUCAUCCCAGAAUGAGAUUCUGGAGAUGACGGACUUUAUUUUUUCAUUCAAAUAAUUAUCAUUGAGUGCUUACUAUGGGCUAAGCACUGUGCUAAGUACUUGGGAUAUAUUAGUGUACAAAGCAGAUAAAGAUCUUUGCCUUCAUGGAGCUUAUAUAUUCUGGCAGGGGGAGGAGGAAGAUUAGCAAUAAGCAAUAAAAAUAAUAAAUUAUAUAUUAUGUUAGAAGGUGAUAAGUGCUAAGGGAAAAAGAAAAAAAUGUAGAGCAACAAAAGAGGGAUUAGAAAUCCUGACGGGGAAUUCCAACUAAUAGAGGGUGGUCAGGGAAGGUCUGCUUAAGAAGUUGAUAUUUACACAGAUUUAAAAGAAGUGAGAGAAUAAGCUUUGUGGGGCAUUCCAGGCAGAGUGAAUAACCAAAGCAGAAGGUCUAAGGUGAGAGGGUGCCUGGCUUGUUCAGGAAUAGCAAGAAUGCAGGUAGAGUUGAAGAGAGAGAACAAGGGGGCUCUGGACCAGGAAACGAAGUCAGAGGUGAUGCUGGGGUGGUGCUAGGUUGCGGGGGACCUGGAGAUCAUAUAAGACCACUGUAAAAAAUCUGGCUCUUAUUCAAAAUGAAACGGAAGCAGAGGAGUGAAUAAUAAGCUUUUGUUUUACACAUGUUAAAAGGACCACCCUUGGCCGCUAGGGAGAGAAAGGUGGGAGCAGGGAGAUCAGUUAGGAGGCUCUGUGGCGAGCCAGGAGAUAUGAUGGUGGCUCUGACUAGCAUGGCCGAAGUAGAGAUGGUAAAAUGGGCUGAUUCUGAAUAUAUUCUGAAAGUAAAAACAGCAGAAUUUCCUAUCAAAUUAGAGAUGGAGUAGAACAGAAAAGGAGUCAUAAAGGAUGAUUCCAUGUUUUUUGGCUUGAAAGGAUGAAUAGAAUUGCCAUCGACUGAGAAUGGAGAAAGCUGUGAGUGGUGGAGUUUUUGGAAGGAAGAUCAGAAAUGUAAUAUUGGACAUAAGUUUGAGAUGAGUUUUAGACAUCCAAGUGAGUAUGUCAAGUGGGCAAUAGGCUAUUUGGGUCUGGAGUUCAGGAGAGAAGUCUGGGAGAUAUAAAUUCAGGAACUGUCAAUAUAUGGAUGGUAUUUAAAAGCACGAGACUGGAUGAGAUCACCAAGGGACUGAGUGUCGACAGCGGAGAGGAUGGAGGACUGAGCCCUGUGGCACAUGGUCAGUGCCACAGAGAUCAGGAAGAAAUGGAGGAACCAGCAAAGGAAACCGAUGAGUGCCUGAUGAGGUAGGAGAAAAACCAGAAGAGUUUGGUGUUCUGGAAGCUAAUUACCACAUACCAAGGAGGAGACUGAAAAAUGCUGCUAAUAAAUCAAAUUUCUCUUA
Molecule: messenger RNA, 4618 nt
Organism: Equus caballus (horse)
Lineage: Eukaryota; Metazoa; Chordata; Mammalia; Perissodactyla; Equidae
Gene: GRAMD2A
Product: GRAM domain containing 2A
Biological process (GO): regulation of store-operated calcium entry
Cellular component (GO): endoplasmic reticulum membrane; extrinsic component of cytoplasmic side of plasma membrane; organelle membrane contact site
Molecular function (GO): phosphatidylinositol-4,5-bisphosphate binding
Source: RefSeq, a predicted model, not a curated record